This is a messenger RNA of Sphaerodactylus townsendi, 2194 nucleotides long. RefSeq names its product carbonic anhydrase 14 (gene CA14). Bases 322 to 1278 code for a protein of 318 amino acids. Gene Ontology annotation, cellular component: plasma membrane. Lineage: Eukaryota; Metazoa; Chordata; Lepidosauria; Squamata; Sphaerodactylidae. The transcript has 11 exons. The record is from RefSeq and is a predicted model, not a curated record. Gene Ontology annotation, molecular function: carbonate dehydratase activity; zinc ion binding.
GACCGCCAAAUGCCAGCCCCCCCCCUCUCCCCUCUCCAAACAUUGCAGGGACUCCCGACACUUGUGGCUGAAGGAUUUAAGGGGCUGAGCCCUCCGUCCCCGGGCAGUUUGCCUGCGUCCCCUGGCCGGAGCCACCUUAAAAAGCCACUUGGCUGCUUUGUGUCCGGCUGGCAUUUGGGAAUCUCCUGAGCCCUUUCCGAGGAGGGGGGGCUGGGGCUCAGGGGGGAUCUGAGACCGACCUCAGAGGACCAGCCAACGAGAGGCGCCCCUCCAUCGUCCAGCUACACCUGCGGCCCCCCACUUCGGCUCACCUGCCUGAGGAUGCUCUGGUUUUCCAUGCUCCUGCAAGGGGUCUCCUUGGCUUGGGCAGCCGGCAGAGAUUCUCACUGGACCUAUGAAGGGGCCCAUGGACAACAACACUGGGAGGACAGUUACCCCGACUGCGGGCGGAAAGCGCAAUCCCCCAUCAAUAUCCAGAUGGAGUCAGCCCAAUAUGACCCGUCCCUGCCUCCCGUGGAGCUUGAGGGAUACCACGGCCCUGGAAGCGAGAACCUGACCCUGGAAAACAACGGCCACACAGUGCAGAUGUCCCUGCCCCAAAGGAUGCGCUUACACGGCCUGCCCAGGGUCUACUCGGCUGUUCAGCUACACCUCCACUGGGGCAGCCAGAGACACACAGGGGGGUCGGAACACCUGGUGGACGACCGGGCCUUCCCUGCGGAGGUCCACGUUGUUCAUUUCAAUUCAGACAAGUAUGCCAACCUGGACGAGGCGAAAGACCAGGCGGACGGGCUGGCUGUGUUGGGCAUCUUUCUGGAGGUUGGCAACUCGGAGAACCCGGCCUACAACCACAUCCUUGACAACUUGGAAGAUGUGGAGCAUGCAGACCAGGAAAUCUCUCUCUUGCCCUUCAACAUCCGCGACCUCCUUCCUGCACACUUGGGCCACUAUUUCCGCUACAACGGCUCUCUGACGACCCCGCCGUGCUACCAGAGUGUGCUGUGGACCGUCUUCCACCAGGCAGUCCCCAUCUCCGCCACCCAGCUGGAGAGACUGCAGAAAUCGCUUUACUCCACAGAGGACGAGACUCCGCAGCUGCCUCUCGUGGAUAACUUCCGGAGGCCACAAGACGUAAACGGCCGCCCGGUGCUCUCCUCCUUCCCAGCAGGACCCUCUGGAUAUUCUGCAGGCAAGAUCGUGGCCAUCAUUUUCGGGGUGGUUUUGGGCUGCCUCACCCUGUUCCUGGCUGGCUGGAUCAUGGCAAAAAGAAUACGGUGAGACGCAGGUGGACACGGGAGGCUCCAUUCUUCCCACAGGAGGGAGAAGACCAUGCAAGAUCAGAAGGGCGUCGUCUUCAAGUCCUCAUUACCGCGACCCGCUACGGAUUGAGACCUUGGCUGACAUCUCACGUCCCCUUCUGCCAGCUUCCCUCACAAGAUUUUUCCGGUUGCAGUCGCAAACCACAACAGCUGCUGGAUGGCGAUCCGGCAAGGCAAAGAGAUCUCUGCCUCCAGCUCUCCCUCCUUCCUUGGAAGGAGGCAGAAAACGUAGCUUGGGGAUACAACCCAAGGGAGUGGGGAGGUGAACCCCAGUGGCUGCCUCUAUAAGGUGGGAGACCCUGGGGGCUCCUUAGCCCCUUCCCCCAAACACACGCAUGGCCUCCAUUUUGGGAAGGAUGCUGCAAAUGAGGGCAAACUCGGGCCAGGUACACAGCCCAGAUGGAGGAUAAGUAGUUCCUCCUCCUCCUCCUCCUCCUCCUCCUCCUCCUUCUGUAUCCCCCUUGAGGGGGUUAGCACUGACAUUUUCCUUGCCAAAUUUUGGGCAUUUUCAGGGGUAAGGUUGACAGCAUGCAUGUCUUCGGCAAUGCUGCCCAUCCACCGUUUCUUCGGUCUUCCCCGUGGGCAGUGGCCUCCAGGGUCAAAGUUUUGGGCCGUUUUUGCAACAGAUGUGCCCAUGCCACCCGGAGCCGUGUUUCCCUCAUUUCCUUUGCAACUGGUGUAAUUCCAAGUCUUUGUCGUAUGACCUCGUUUGCAACACGACGGAGGAUGAGUUUGCCGUGUUGAAAUCGAAAUGCAACAUCUCCACCAGCAUUGGCUGCAGUCUGGCCAGAGAAUUGUCACUUCAUAGUCUUGUAGCCGUCCGGUGGCCUUUCACACAUCAGGAAGUUUACAAUAAAGCGAUGCUUUCUGUGUAA